Molecule: messenger RNA, 924 nt
Organism: Castor canadensis (American beaver)
Lineage: Eukaryota; Metazoa; Chordata; Mammalia; Rodentia; Castoridae
Source: RefSeq, a predicted model, not a curated record
AUGGGGAACUUCAACAUUACUUUGGACAAGGGUUUCAUUUUGGUGGGCUUCUCAGAUUGGCCUCAACUAGAACUUGUCUUCUUUGUAAUCAUUUCAGUUUUCUACUCCCUAAGUCUUUUUGGCAACAUUCUCUCCCAACUAGACCUGCAACUGCACACAACCAUGUACUUCUUCCUCUGCCACCUCUCCUUUCUGGAUCUCUGCUAUACCACCAGCACUGUGCCCCAGUUUCUGGUCAACCUUUCUGGACUUGACAGGACCAUCAGCUAUGGAUGGUGUGUGGCCCAACUUAUCAUGUCCCUCUCCCUGGGUGGAACUGAGUGUGUGCUCUUGGUGAUGAUGGCCUUUGAUCGCUAUGCUGCUGUGUGCCAUCCACUUCAGUACACGACCAUUAUGCACCCCCUUCUCUGCCAGGCACUGGCUACUACUUCCUGGUUGGGAGGACUUGUGAACUCUCUGAUUCAAACAGUCCUCACAAUGGCCAUACCUCUGUGUGGCCAUCUCCUGAAUCACUUCUUCUGUGAGAUGCCUGUGCUCCCAAAGUUGGCUUGUGAGGACACAAGAGGAACAGAGGCCAAGAUGUUUGUGGCACCAGUCAUAACGGUUGCCACAACUGCAGCUCUAAUUCUGGGCUCCUAUGCCCACAUCGCAAGGGCAGCAUUGAAGACCAGGUCAAUGGCUGGGUGCAGAAAAGCUUUUGAAACUUGUGGCUCUCACCUCUUGGUGGUUUCUCUGUUUUAUGGAUCUGCCACAUACACAUACCUACAGCCCAUGGGCAGUUAUUCUGAGAGGGAGGGAAAGUUUGUUGCCCUUUUUUAUACUAUAAUCACCCCCAUGCUCAAUCGUCUGAUUUAUACCCUGAGGAACAAGGAUGUGAAGGGGGCUCUGAGGAGGGUACUAGGGAAAGUCAGAGAUUCAGGAUAA